AUGAACGGGCUUGGAGUGUUCUCACAUCUAGUUCCGUUGACCGUUCAAGCCAGUUUGUUCAAUCUAGUCUGGACUCGUGAUGAUUAUUUCCAGAAACCUCUUAUCCGAUGGACCAGGAUCUCUCUCUUACCGAUAACACUUGGUGUGAUGUUCUCUGAGUUGGUCAACUUGAAGUAUCAAGCCGAGCUCUCGUCGCACACCAAACUCUGUAUUGGUAGUGUUAUCACUUCUCAAGCCAUGAAAUCCGUCAUGUUUACUUUCAAGCAACCCGUCUCAUCAUCGCCAAUCAAGACAAAAGAUUAUCCUGCCCCCCAGCCUCCGUCGUUCUUAUCUACUCUCACCAAUGUGAUUUCGCUGGUACUCGCUUCAAGCUCCGAUCCAUCAAAGCGCGAGAUAUCUGGCUCCGGGACCAAUCACAGGAUCCACUCGGAUAUAAUGUUCUUAUCGAAAACCUUCCGACGUUUGCUUGUUCAUCACAUCUGUGCUGUUAUUGCAUUGGCUUGUUGGAGGGGGGUGAAUGAUGAAGCUCUGAUCGAUCAACUGGCAGUCGGACCAAUGAUCAAGAAGUUCAAGUGCGAGAUUACAGCAUUUUGUUGCGGGAACCUUAUCUGGACCAACAUGGAUCUUUUCGGGUGUCUCCUUAGAUUAUUCUGGUUUACAGUCAAAAUUAUUAAUAGAUUGUUAUUAAAACUCUUACCAUCAGUUUUUAAGAAUAUGCCACCUUCGGAAAAACUCAAUCAAACCGAUUUGGAAGAAACCUCCCCUCUUCUAUUUAAAAAAACUCCGUUAGAAGCUACAAGUAUGACAGAUUUCUGGGGUAGACAUUGGCAUCAAAUGAUCAGAAGCCUUGUUGUUGAAGCGGGUGCUGUUCCAGUCACCUCCUUCUUGGUCUGGGUUUUCGGAACUGAUCAACUUCACCCGAAAGUGCUCAGACUUGCUGGAGUUCUUGCGGCCUUCACAAUCUCAGGAUUGGUUCAUGAAGCUGGAGUAUGGACGGCUGGACCGAUCGACCUGACGUUCAAAACUACGAUAUUUUUCAUAUCUCAAGGAGUCGCAAUAUGUCUAGAGAAUGUGUUCAAGCAAGCCUUCGGACGAAAGGUGGACGGCUUCCUUGGCAGAAUAUGGACUUUUUCGUGGUUGGUUUAUUUUGGCACACCGAUGGUGACUCUUUGGUUGAACACGGCAUUUUUUGACCAAACCGGUUUAUUUCAGAAAGUAGACGAACUUGGCCUUUUAAGAAUGUCUCUGAUGCCACUGAUUGUACCCAAACUACUGAGCCAUUCACUAUAAAAACAAAUAGUCUCUUUUGCUUCUUGGUAUCAGUUGAAUUUCACUACUUGCGAUCGAUACUGAACGUUUAUCAUUUCAUCAUUUCAACGCUUGGAAUCUGGCAUCAAAAAACUACCCUUGAAAAAAAAUUGAAUAAAAUCAAAUCUUACUGUCAUAAGAUUGAGUCUGAGGUCAACACAAACUCCGAUUCUCUCUAUUGAGUCUAAAGAUACACCCAAGUUAAAAAAUAAACUUUGUUUCAACUCACAUUUUCACUAAAGCUCCUUAGUCCUGCUUUAAAACUUUUUUUUUUUUCAUUUCUAGACUACGUUAUUGCAAGUAUAUAACAAGAGUAUUGUCUCAUGGCCUGGCACAAGGGUUAGUGUUAGGGUACAAGAAGAAAUCCAAGA
Messenger RNA from Puccinia graminis f. sp. tritici CRL 75-36-700-3, 1679 nucleotides. RefSeq lists its product as uncharacterized. Bases 1 to 1290 code for a protein of 429 amino acids. Gene Ontology annotation, biological process: lipid metabolic process. The transcript is spliced from 4 exons. The record is from RefSeq and is a predicted model, not a curated record. Lineage: Eukaryota; Fungi; Basidiomycota; Pucciniomycetes; Pucciniales; Pucciniaceae.